Messenger RNA from Salpingoeca rosetta, 2731 nucleotides. RefSeq lists its product as uncharacterized. The coding region runs from base 60 to 2435 and encodes 791 amino acids. Gene Ontology annotation, biological process: signal transduction. The record is from RefSeq and is a predicted model, not a curated record. NCBI's taxonomy places the organism in Eukaryota, Choanoflagellata, Craspedida, Salpingoecidae. Gene Ontology annotation, molecular function: protein binding. The transcript has 19 exons.
CUCGAUCGAAAGCACAUCGAACUCACAAACGCCCACCACCAUCGUACAACGCAGCCAAGAUGUCGCUGAAGAGUGUCUCCUCGAGCCUGCCCAAGUCUGGGUGGGAUACACUGCACAAGCUGAUCACCGCCGGCGCCUCUGCCUCCGAUGUUUCUUCCUCUGGCGUUUUGAAGACGCUUGUGGGUCUCAUCAAGAAGAACAAAGAAAUGGAUAAGGUGGCGCAAUCCCUCGCCACCAUGGCUGGCGCCUCCAAAGACAUCGGUGCAAUGCUGAUUACCAACAAGGUGUUGGAAGCGCUGCAGUCUGCCAACUCCUCCUCCUGGUCAACUGCUGCCAAAACCAGCAUUGCCAGCAUGCUCCGCCACCUCGCUCUUGCCCACCAGAGCGACACCUUCCGUGCGUUUCCCCUGAUCAUCGAGCUUCUUAACACCGGGCCCGACGCCGCGCAGGAGGAAGUGGCAGCUGCUCUGCAGGCGCUUGCAUACAACGCCGGCCUCAAGCAGCAGAUUGUCGAUUCUGUCCACCUUGCAGACAUUUGCAAGGCGGUGGACACGUCUCGCCCGAUCCGCGUGCAGCGCUGCUGCAUGGCUGCACUCAACAACCUCUCCGUCAGCUCCCACACCACGGGUCUGGAUGCCAAGAUGUUCAAGAAAGGCGUUCUUGAGACAGUCGUGAGCGUGAUGAAGGAGAACGAUGACGGCGAGGUUCUGAAGCACACCUACUGCUUCACCCGCAACAUCACGCUGGCGCAGGAAGACGUCAAGGCGUAUCUCACAGACAACGGCGCAAAGUGCAUCUUCCACGCCCUCCAGCACAGCGCCGGCCCCGUCCGCGAGCACUCUGCAGGUCUCAUCCGCAAUUUGGGCACGAACGGGUCUCAGGCCAACGCGCGCAAGAACGCCAUCAUUGAUGCCGGAGUCAUUCCAGUUCUGGUCAAAACGCUCAAGAACGACCAGCAUGCCGGCGCCAAGCUCCAGGCCGCCUAUGCGCUGUGGAACCUGUCCAACUCGACGCACGGCGCAAAGACCAUCAUGAACAUGGGCCUCGUCCCAGAGAUCCUGGAGAUCUACGAGCCCGUCACGUGGGACGACAAGCUGAACAACGAGGUGUACAAGAGCAAGCUGGUUGGCGUGCUGUGCUGCCUGUGCGCCAACGCUGGGGAGGACGGCUGCAACAAGCUGCGCGAACACGGCCUGCAGAACCACCUCCACCCGCUCAUGAUGUCCAAGGAUGCGUCGCGCCAGCCCAUCAACGCUGCAUGCGGCCUUGCCAACUUGGUCGGUCACCUCGAGAACCACCCGCUGCUGGAAGCGAACACCACCAUCUUUGAAAUGAUCUGCGAGUGCAUCGAGGCAACGCGCAAGGGCCAGGCGUACCACGGCGCUUACUACUCCGAGUGGGGGCUUGUGCGCAACCUGGCGAACAUGUCCGUGUCAGACUCCAACAAGCCGCUGCUGAAGAAGACCAAGUCUGUUGAGUGUGCCUGCCGCGGGUUCCGUGUUGGCGCCAAGUACAUCAAGCAUGAGGACUGCGUGGCGAAGCUCAUCUCCAACAUGAGCUUUGCGUACAAUCUGGAGACAGACUUUGAUGUGGACGUCAUGUCCAUUGUCCGCGACAUCAAGGACAAGUCCAAGUCCCCAGAGGCCCGCAAGAUGGCUGAAGUUGCGCUGUUCCAGCAGAAGUUCCGUGAGGAGAAGCCUGCUGACCUGCAGGCGAAGGUGAAGGCAGCCGCAGCCAGCAGCGGCGAGAACGGCCACGUCAUGAUCUCCUACCCGUGGAAAUGGCAGCCGCAGAUGGUUGCACUGAAGAAGUUCCUUGAGGACAACGGCGUGAGCUGCUGGUUUGACCUGGACGACAUGUCUGGUAGCACGCUGGAUGCCAUGGCCACUGCUGUGGAGGGCGCGUGUGCGGUGAUUGUGUGCCUCUCCUCCGAGUACAAGGAGAGCGCCGCCUGCCGCUCCGAGGGUGAAUACGCCUUCAACCUCAAGAAGCCAAUUGUGCCUGUGAAAGUUGACCUGAACUACCACCCCGAUGGCUGGCUGGGCAUGCUGCUCGGCUCAAAGCUCUACUUUGAUGUCUCCUCAGACAGCGCCAUGGCCACAAACGGGCCAAGCCUGCUCAAGGAGGUUCUGAAGCACUACAAGGGCAAGAGUGGCCCGCAGCCCGGCGGCCACAGCAUCAAGCCGCCACCGCCGGUGCAGACGCCGACAAAGGGUGAUGCGCCAAAGUCUGUGCCGUCCACCCCCGCCCCUGCACCUACGCAGACGGCACCUGCCGCCCCAGGGGUCAGCGCAGACGUGAUCAAGACCAUUCUCGACUCGUUCCUCACCAACCUGGAGAAGACACGCGAGAACAUCACAAAGCAUGUUGACGAGCGGUUCAACGCCCUGGAUGAGCGCGUGCGCGCCCUGGAGCGCAAGGUUUUCAAGAAGUAAACGCAGCACACACACGCACACAAGAUGUGGUGACCGCUUCUGGUUUGUUGGUCCCUCUGCGUCACCCGGUUCAAAUUGUUAACCACCUUGUUGCCUGCUUCCUUUCCUUGCACUUGUUGCCUGCUUCACCCAUUCACUCGUUCCUUGCUUCACUUGUUGUGCUUGCUCGCUCGCUCUCUCUUGCUUGCUCGCUCUCUCUUGCUUCCGUGUUUGCCUCGUUUGCCUCAUUGCAUUCGUUUCCUUCUCCGCCCGCGUUUUGAGUGGCGACGAUUUGCAUAAACACCUUAGAAAUUUCG